Messenger RNA from Prosopis cineraria, 625 nucleotides. RefSeq names its product 60S ribosomal protein L31. Gene Ontology annotation, molecular function: structural constituent of ribosome. Gene Ontology annotation, cellular component: cytosolic large ribosomal subunit; ribosome. The record is from RefSeq and is a predicted model, not a curated record. Bases 165 to 527 code for a protein of 120 amino acids. NCBI's taxonomy places the organism in Eukaryota, Viridiplantae, Streptophyta, Magnoliopsida, Fabales, Fabaceae. Gene Ontology annotation, biological process: cytoplasmic translation. The transcript is spliced from 3 exons.
CGGCCCAGAGAAACGUGACUGGCUUUGCUGGCGGGCCAUUAGGGUUUAUGCGUUCUAUUUGAAUGCUUCUCUCCCUCCUCUGCGUCCUCCUUGGUAGAUCGUGCUUGAGUGUAGAAGGUCGAAACCCUUCCUGAGGUAAUAGGUCCUUGUGAAGGGUGAGAGCAAUGGUGGAGAAGACGAAGGGCAGGAAGGAGGAGGUGGUUACCCGAGAGUACACCAUCAACCUCCACAAGCGCUUGCAUGGCUGCACAUUUAAGAAGAAAGCUCCUAAAGCAAUCAAGGAGAUAAGGAAGUUUGCCCAAAAAGCUAUGGGGACCAAUGAUGUGAGAGUGGAUGUAAAGCUGAACAAGUACGUCUGGAGCCAGGGAAUCCGGAGUGUCCCAAGAAGGAUUAGGGUACGUGUUGCUCGCAAGAGGAAUGAUGAUGAGGAUGCAAAGGAAGAGCUUUAUUCCCUGGUUACUGUAGUUGAUACCACCCGAGAAGAGCUCAAAGGGUUGGGCACCAAGGUGAUUGAAGAUGAGGAUUGAUUUAUCAAGCUUUUUGUUCGAGUAUUAAAACAAAUCGUAGUUUUUGGACAUUGGACGUUUAUUUAUUGAUAAGGUAAUUAUUUGUUGGUUAUAGUUAA